GCCGCGUCCCCGGGAUGGGGGUGAAUGCUGUGCACUGGUUCCGAAAGGGGCUUCGGCUUCACGACAACCCCGCCCUGAAGGAGUGUAUUCAGGGCGCCGACACCAUCCGCUGCGUCUACAUCCUCGACCCCUGGUUCGCCGGCUCCUCCAAUGUUGGCAUCAACAGGUGGCGAUUUUUGCUUCAAUGUCUUGAAGACCUUGAUGCCAAUCUGCGAAAAUUAAACUCUCGUCUGUUUGUGAUUCGUGGACAACCAGCAGAUGUGUUUCCCAGGCUUUUCAAGGAAUGGAACAUUACUAAACUUUCAAUUGAAUAUGAUUCUGAGCCCUUUGGAAAGGAACGAGAUGCAGCUAUUAAGAAACUGGCUACUGAAGCUGGAGUAGAAGUAAUUGUACGAAUUUCACAUACAUUAUAUGACCUAGACAAGAUCAUAGAACUAAAUGGUGGACAACCACCUCUUACUUAUAAAAGAUUCCAGACUCUCAUCAGCAAAAUGGAACCACUAGAGAUACCAGUAGAGACAAUUACUUCAGAAGUGAUAGAAAAGUGCACAACUCCUCUGUCUGAUGACCAUGAUGAGAAAUAUGGAGUCCCUUCACUGGAAGAACUAGGUUUUGAUACAGAUGGCUUAUCUUCUGCAGUGUGGCCAGGCGGAGAAACUGAAGCACUUACACGUUUGGAAAGGCAUUUGGAAAGAAAAGCUUGGGUAGCAAACUUUGAAAGACCUCGAAUGAAUGCGAAUUCCCUACUCGCUAGCCCUACUGGACUCAGUCCUUAUCUCCGAUUUGGUUGUUUGUCAUGUCGACUAUUUUACUUCAAACUGACAGAUCUCUACAAAAAGGUAAAAAAGAACAGUUCCCCUCCCCUUUCCCUUUAUGGGCAACUGUUAUGGCGUGAAUUUUUCUAUACAGCAGCAACAAAUAAUCCACGCUUUGACAAAAUGGAAGGAAAUCCCAUCUGUGUUCAGAUUCCUUGGGAUAAGAAUCCUGAGGCUUUAGCAAAAUGGGCAGAAGGACGGACAGGCUUUCCAUGGAUUGAUGCCAUCAUGACACAGCUUCGUCAGGAGGGUUGGAUCCAUCAUUUAGCCAGACAUGCAGUUGCUUGCUUCCUGACACGAGGUGACCUGUGGAUUAGUUGGGAAGAAGGAAUGAAGGUAUUUGAAGAAUUAUUGCUUGAUGCAGAUUGGAGCAUAAAUGCUGGAAGUUGGAUGUGGCUGUCUUGUAGUUCCUUUUUCCAACAGUUUUUUCACUGCUAUUGCCCUGUUGGUUUUGGUAGGAGAACAGAUCCCAAUGGAGACUAUAUCAGACGUUAUUUGCCUGUCCUAAGAGGCUUCCCUGCAAAAUAUAUCUAUGAUCCCUGGAAUGCACCAGAAGGUAUUCAAAAGGUAGCCAAAUGUUUGAUAGGAGUUAAUUAUCCUAAACCAAUGGUGAACCAUGCUGAGGCGAGCCGUUUGAAUAUUGAGAGGAUGAAACAGAUCUAUCAGCAGCUUUCACGAUAUAGAGGACUAGGUCUUCUUGCAUCAGUGCCAUCUAAUCCUAAUGGGAAUGGAGGCCUCAUGGGGUAUUCUCCUGGAGAAAAUAUCCCAGGUUGUAGCAGCAGUGGAAGUUGCACUCCAGGGAGUGGUAUUUUACAUUAUGCUCAUGGAGAUAGUCAGCAAACUCACCUAUUAAAGCAAGGAAGAAGCUCCACGUGCACUGGUCUCAGCAGUGGGAAACGUCCUAGUCAGGAAGAGGACACACAGAGUAUCGGUCCUAAAGUCCAGAGACAGAGCACUAAUUAGAAAACAUUCAGAAGGAAUACCGUUGCAGCAGAAAUUGGUGGGCAGUUCAAUACUUUUUCAGUUAAAUUAUUUUAAAAUGUUCUUCAUUAAUGGAAAACAGUUACAUAUUGAAAUGCAUUAUUUCUAAUAACAUUUCUGUAGUUUUUAACUUUUUAAUGAAUUUGACAUAGGACAAAUGGUAAUUUGUAUAUAAAGAACUUGGUAAAAGAAUUUGCUUAAUGUAAAUAUAGUCACAAUUAGUAUAGACCCAUCAAUAUAUUUUUGAUAAUCUUUCAUGUAUGGUAAAAAUUAAAGUGGCAAACUGAUAUUCUGAUAUAAAAAUCAAAGUUUUGAGAGUCAGUGUGAGAAUAUAGGAUUUUAGACUUUAUUAAAAGACUGUUAAAAUUUUAAGACAGAAUUUUUCUUGACAUCAUUAUUUGGUCUAACUUUGAACUCUUUGACAAUAAUGUUUCAGAAAACGUGUAAUCAAAAUUGGUAGUUAUAGCCUCCAUUAACAUAGACAAUAUAUAUUUUAAAGCUUCAUGUAUGCCUGUUUUCACCCAAAGUUGUGGAUAUCAUGGUAUCAUGUGUUAAGUUCUUCUUGUCUCCCUUUCUUUGUUCAGUUACAGCUAAAGUGACUUUGUUAUUAAAGUAUAUGCAUAUAUGGAA
This is a messenger RNA of Balaenoptera ricei (Rice's whale), 2426 nucleotides long. RefSeq names its product cryptochrome circadian regulator 1 (gene CRY1). The record is from RefSeq and is a predicted model, not a curated record. The transcript is spliced from 13 exons. Gene Ontology annotation, biological process: entrainment of circadian clock by photoperiod; circadian regulation of gene expression; negative regulation of DNA-templated transcription. Lineage: Eukaryota; Metazoa; Chordata; Mammalia; Artiodactyla; Balaenopteridae. Bases 15 to 1778 code for a protein of 587 amino acids. Gene Ontology annotation, molecular function: FAD binding; DNA binding. Gene Ontology annotation, cellular component: cytoplasm; nucleus.